CUUCCAGAAAUAAUUUUACUAAAAAUUAAUUUUAUCUUCAACAGACUUCAACGAAAGUCACUGAAAGUCACGAAGACUUCUCUACAUACAGUUUUCACAAAUAAGGCGUUGAGUGCACUAUCAUCUGCUGGUAGAAUUACAAAAAUAUGAAUUAUAUAAUAAUUGCUAAACAAUAUUGUUAAUACAACAUUAACGUACGUGUGAUAAUAUUUGAUUUUUACAAAGUAUUAAAAGAAAAUAAGCUAAAAAUCGAUAGUACAUCGCCGAUUUUAUCCUUUAGAGAAAUACCUGUUCGACAAUAAGGAAAGCAAUAUUGGGGCACAGUACAGAUUGUAAAUGUAAAGGAAAGCUAAUCAGCAAUGAAUACAUCAACUCCUCAAAUAUUCAGUAUUGAUGAAUGGUACAGGAACAAUCAAAGGCGUUUUAAUCAAUCUGAUGUUUCACGAGCAGAAUGGUUCAGAAUUUGCCAACAAAGCAAACAAUUAGCAAAAGAGAAACAGAUUCUGACUGAUACAGUACAAGAUGCCGUGACUAAGAAAAUUGCAGACAGAGCUAAAGAAACAUAUGACUGUCAAAAAGAUUUAGAAAAAACUAUUGAAGAGUUAACAACUGAAAUAAAAAAGUUGUUGUUGGAAAAGAAAAGGCUUGAAAAUGCUAUUAAUGAAGUCCAGUUAAGUCUGAUAGUGGCCCAGGAAAGUCUUGACCUGAGGGAUCAAAGAAUUUCAUCAGAUUUGGUACAUGAUAGAUUACAGGAAGAACUUCACAGA
Messenger RNA from Stegodyphus dumicola, 767 nucleotides. RefSeq names its product tektin-4-like. Gene Ontology annotation, cellular component: nucleus; microtubule cytoskeleton. Gene Ontology annotation, biological process: cilium movement involved in cell motility; cilium assembly. NCBI's taxonomy places the organism in Eukaryota, Metazoa, Arthropoda, Arachnida, Araneae, Eresidae. The record is from RefSeq and is a predicted model, not a curated record.